GUAUAUAAGAUUUAGUUUUCUCUAUACAAUUUUUCGACUUUGCUCUUUUUUUGAACAUAAUACGAUUUAGUUUCCUCUGCAAUUUUUAUCUCGUUCAGUCUUAAGAUGUGAACGUGUGAUUGUUCACGUGAGUCGCUAGACGGGAACUCUUUUCAGUUGAUUUCGUAUCGUGUUUGAAGAAUGUGCGGUGAGACCGUCGGCGGACGUCUGUUUAUAAAGCUUGUAUAAGUUGUGAUUAAUGUAUAUGAGUAUUUAAUAGUAAUUGAAUAUAAUUUCAUGGAUUGAUAGAUAUUAUAGAUCGAAAUUUUGGUUUAUAAUUUUAUAUGAUUUAAAUGUUCAAGUGCAGACUCAUAAUAAAUAAGAGUGUAGACAUUGGUUGCUAUAUGUGGUGCUAGUGCAUUUGUUUAUUUUUAGACUUCACAUUUUGCAGUCAUGUAAUUAUUCUGAAUCUAUAAUGUCGCAAAGGGAUACCGCUAUACAUCUUGUUGCUGGCGGAAUUGCUGGCACCGCAGGGGCUGUAGUUACAUGUCCUCUAGAAGUAGUGAAGACGAGACUGCAAUCUUCGAAGGGAGUAGGCAUUCCUCCGACACCACCAUCUGGAGCCUCUAACUCCAAAAGAGUUUGUUCUAAGAUUCCCAAACAUCAGGAGGCUAAAUGGGGCUACAGACGUACGAUGGGCGCUAUGUUCGCCUACAGCAGACAAGCCGAUCGAAUGCUGAUGUCCUACAAUUGUCAGGUGCAGCAGUACGCGAGGGCGGGCCACGCCAGGACCACAUCCAGGAUGACCCUCAUACAGUGCCUCAGACAUAUCGUACAGAAUGAAGGCGCUCGGGCGCUUUUCAAGGGUCUGGGUCCAAAUAUCGUAGGCGUGGCGCCCUCUAGAGCUAUUUACUUCUGCACUUAUUCGCAAGCGAAAGCCAUCUUCAAUCAGCACCUGCCGCCGGACACUCCAAUAGUCCACCUGUCAGCAGCCAGUGCAGCAGGUUUUGUGUCCUGUACCAUGACUAACCCCAUCUGGUUUGUGAAGACACGCCUCCAGCUCGACGGGCAGUCGGUGACGGCGUGGCAGUGCAUCAAAAAAAUAUACGACAAAACGGGUGUUCGAGGUUUCUACAAGGGUAUAACAGCAUCGUACAUGGGCAUAAGCGAGACGGUGGUCCACUUCGUACUGUACGAAGGUGUGAAGGCCCGUCUGAUGGCGGCCCGGGCCAACGACGGCACUCCUCCCGACACGCGCUCACCGAGGGACUUCCUGGAGUUCAUGGCGGCGGGGGCCUUCUCGAAAACUGUAGCAUCCUGUAUUGCGUACCCGCACGAGGUGGCCAGGACCCGUCUCCGUGAGGAAGGUGACAAGUAUAGGAAGUUCUGGCAGACGCUGCAUACUGUGUGGUUGGAAGAAGGCUAUAGAGGGGUGUACAGAGGUCUCGGAACGCAGUUGGUCAGACAAAUACCGAACACAGCUAUCAUGAUGUCUACAUACGAGGCGGUGGUGUACUUACUGACGACACACUUCAAUAGUUCCUUCUACGAGAACACUUAGACCGGACGUCUUCUACUCCUGUGAUUCCCUUAGAAAGGCCCGAGGGCUCAACUAGAAAAGGCCGAGCAAAGCCGUGGAACAUCGCCAAACUCGAUCCGAAAUUAGAAUAAUACAGCUGCUAUAUUAGUUGAAAAUUUGUGUCAAAUAAAAAAAACAAAAAGUAGAUAGAUGGCUCUGUCUCUAUGUCCACAGUGUUAAUAUCUAACUUCUCUUAUUGAAUAUUAUAAAUUUGUUAAAAACAAACAUUUAAAAUGUAAUGACCUUAAUUUCCCGUAAAGUCCAAGAUUCUAAGCUAUCAUUUCAAAAAGAUUAGUACAUAUUUGUGUUUCAUUAUAUUCGUAUAGUUUAAUGAGUUAAAUUUUGUCAUGUAAAUAUUUAUAGGAAGUUAAUUUUUAUAUAUAUAUUUGGUUGUGUGUAAAAUGCAUCGAUACUUAAAUGUUGCGCAGUUCGUUACUGGCGGAGUAGCUGAAAUCAUUAAAACUUUGGGAUAUUUAAUAGUAUAAUAAAAUUUUAAAGUUACAAAAAUAAAUAAAUUUUAGUAAGCUUGUAGUCACAUCUAGUCCUAAUUUUCAAUAAAUAUUCACAUCAAAUUUUAUUAAAAGUCAGAUUUAUGUAAGUUGGUGGUUGGUCCUUUAUUACCGCUUGCAACAGUGUUUUUUUUUAUUUUUACUUUUGUUUCAAAACUAUUUUUCAAUUCUUAUUAUAACGCCAGCGUACAACAGAUAAAUAUAAUUUUUAUUCGUUUUCUAAGCACGUACUUUAAACCUUUUUUUGGUUUGUUUAUGAAAAAAAAAAUUGUAUGUAUAUUGUGUUUUAUUGUAUAUGGCAAUGUUUUUAUAGAACGAGAAUAAACAUCGAGGGCCCACAAAAGUUUUGAUAGUGAUCAUUUCGUUUAUGAUCCCGCAGUUUUAUACACAUUAUAAAAAUGCGAGCUGUGAUAUAGUGCUUGUAAAUAUAUGUUGUUUUAUAUCACGGGCUCCCGAUAUUAGAAAUUUAAUAUUCACUUGCAAUGGCGGACUUGAAAAACGCGGGAAAUGUCAAAUAUAUAUUAUAAAUGUCAAAUUGUUAAACAAAGUCGAAAAUAUUUUGAUAUUAUAUAAUUCUUAGUUUUAGUCUACUAAUCAGUACAUGAAGCAUGUAGUUAUUAUGAUGUUGGUUAUUACUAAGGACUGGAAAAUAUUCGUGGUUGUAUAUUUAUUAAGGAAAGAUUUGGACAUAUGUCAGACUGAGUAUAAAAAACCAAUUAUGUGUUUAUUAAAAAUAAAUGUUCAAAAAUA
Messenger RNA from Danaus plexippus (monarch butterfly), 2817 nucleotides. RefSeq names its product mitochondrial carrier protein Rim2 (gene Rim2). Gene Ontology annotation, cellular component: mitochondrial membrane; mitochondrion. The record is from RefSeq and is a predicted model, not a curated record. Gene Ontology annotation, biological process: mitochondrial transport; pyrimidine nucleotide import into mitochondrion. Gene Ontology annotation, molecular function: pyrimidine nucleotide transmembrane transporter activity. Lineage: Eukaryota; Metazoa; Arthropoda; Insecta; Lepidoptera; Nymphalidae. The transcript has 8 exons. Bases 455 to 1540 code for a protein of 361 amino acids.